Cordyceps fumosorosea ARSEF 2679 is the source of this 528-nucleotide messenger RNA. RefSeq lists its product as hypothetical. NCBI's taxonomy places the organism in Eukaryota, Fungi, Ascomycota, Sordariomycetes, Hypocreales, Cordycipitaceae. The record is from RefSeq and is a predicted model, not a curated record. The coding region runs from base 1 to 528 and encodes 175 amino acids. The transcript has a single exon.
AUGGAGUUUGUACUGAUCUGGCUCAUUGUCCAGCUUCUGAACCUCGCACUAUGGCUGUGCUUUGCCCGUUUGCCCGUUCUUCGUCUGCUUUUGGAUCGAACGAUUCAAGUUCGGCUGAAGCGGCGAAGCCCCCGCAACGGGAAAACAGCCUUGUCUCACAUCCACGAUAAAUGCACUUUGCUCCUAGAGAACAUGCAUACGCUUGACAAAGCCGACAUCAGUGGAUUUGCUCCCCCGCGGGUGUUGCGAGCCUUGGUUGGCUCUAUCUUGGUUGCACAGAACGUGCUGGCACUGUCCAUCCUCUCGGACACGCACGCUCUGCUCAGGAGAUCAGGCCAGCUAGCCUGCAUCAAUCUCAUCUGUCUGGUUCUUGUUGCUUGUCCGGACGUCAUGGAAAUAAUUGCUCGACAGACCACGCCUCAAACGACAUGGGCCCAUCAUUUGUAUGGCUGGAUAGUGUGGUAUGAAGUUCUCAUCCACGUGCUUGCUUAUGCAAUGCUCUCAGUCAAUAUCAGUAAGCUGCAAUGA